GCACGUACGUCGUCGAUAAAGCAAAACCACGCCAGUCAUCACAUUACCGUGAUCCCCGCUCGAUCCAGGUCGUGACUGCCAUUUGAUUCAACCAACACCACACUCUACCACCAAGCACCAUGUCUUACAACAAGCCUGAGAAGGACUUUGGCGAGGGCCCCAAGAUCCACAAGAUCCGCAUCACCCUCACCUCCCGCAACGUCAAGUCGCUCGAGAAGGUCUGCCAGGAGCUCAUCGACCGUGCCAAGAACAAGGAGCUCCGCGUCAAGGGCCCUGUCCGUCUCCCCACCAAGGUCCUCAAGGUCACCACCCGUAAGACCCCUAACGGUGAGGGUUCCAAGACCUGGGACACCUUCGAGAUGCGCAUCCACAAGCGCCUCAUCGACCUCCACGCCCCUACCGAGGUUGUCAAGCAGAUCAUCAUCAACAUCGAGGCCGGUGUUGAGGUUGAGGUCACCAUCGCCGCAUAAGCGCUUAGUUGGGACAUGGGAAGAAGUGGAAUGGUCUGAACAAAAACGUGGUUAUGGUAGCUUAACUGCUGGUUAUGAAAUGAAAUGAUUCAGGAUCAACA
Messenger RNA from Macroventuria anomochaeta, 571 nucleotides. RefSeq names its product ribosomal protein S1. Gene Ontology annotation, biological process: translation. NCBI's taxonomy places the organism in Eukaryota, Fungi, Ascomycota, Dothideomycetes, Pleosporales, Didymellaceae. Gene Ontology annotation, molecular function: structural constituent of ribosome. The transcript is spliced from 3 exons. Gene Ontology annotation, cellular component: ribosome; cytosolic small ribosomal subunit. The record is from RefSeq and is a predicted model, not a curated record. The coding region runs from base 120 to 470 and encodes 116 amino acids.